AUGGAACACUGCCUCGACGAGUUAAGAGAUGAGAUCUGUAUCCCUUACCUGGACAAUGUGAUCAUAUUUUCCAGCUCUUUCACUGAACACAUAGAACACUUACGUAAAGUGCUCAGACGGUUGCGAGAGUGGGGAGUCAAGCUUAAACCAAAGAAAUGUAACUUAUUUAAACAAGAAGUCUCAUUCCGUGGUAGAUUAGUAUCGCAGAACGGGUAUUGCAUGGACCCUAAGGCAACAAGCGCAGUUCAGAUGUGGAAACAUACAACACCGUCUACUGUUGGUGAUGUUCGAAAGCUGGUGGGUUUGCUAGGUGUUUGCCGGAGGCAUAUUAAGAACUUCUCACAGCAAGCAAAACCAAUCUACCAUCUGUUGAAGGAAGAUAACGGUAAAGUUGGAGAGAAAAAGAACGUACGAUCUUCUUGUAAUCUAGUGCAGUGGACCUCAGAACAUCAGAUAACCAGAGUAUAAUGCGCCUUUCAUAGUUCACACAGAUGCCUCCCAGGAAGGCCUUGGGGCGGUACUUUACCAGGAACAGCAAGGAACAAUACGUGUAAUUGCUUAUGCGUCUAGAACAUUAACUCCAGCGGAGAAAAAUUAUCAUCUGCACAGUGGCAAGUUGGAGUUUCUAGCCUUAAAGUGGGCAGUAACUGAACACUUUAGAGAUUAUUUAUACUACACCCCAAAGUUCGUGGUGUAUAUGGACAACAACCCUUUGACAUAUGUACUUUCAUCUGCAAAGCUAAAUGCGACUGGACUUCGAUGGGUAGGAGAGUUGUCGGAGUUUAAUUUCGAAAUUAAAUAUCGUCCCGGUAGAGUUAACGUCGAUGCUGACUGCUUAUUAAGACCACCGCCAGAUAUACAAAAGUAUAUGGAACGUUGCAGUGUCAAGAUUUCGCCUGACGUUAUUCAAGCUACUAUCUCGCGGUUAAAGCACAAGAAACGGGUGACGUUGUCUGGAUAACAGCCGUAACCGCUGAUGAGAAAGAACUACAGCCUGAUAAAAACUAUGAGGCAAUGCCUGCUGGCACAAGUAAACUAAAGGUCGUGGACAUAGUCAAAGCACAACACGAGGACGCUACAAUAGCUCGCGUUUUACAACUCUUAAAGACCAAUCAUAAACCUUCUGUAACAGACAUACGCCGAGAAACACCACAAGUUCGAAAGUACCUCUGUAAAUGGCAUCAGUUAAAUGUGAACAAAAAGAACGGCAUUCUAUACCACAAAGAACAGUUGGUACUACCCCACAAGUUUAAGCGCAUGGUUUACAGAGAACUUCACGAAGAAAUGGGACACCUAGGCAUAGAACGAGUAUUAGAUCUUGCACGUCAGCAAUUCUUUUGGCCGAACAUGCGAAAGGACAUAGAAUAUUUUAUCCAUCACGUCAGCUGA
This is a messenger RNA of Paramuricea clavata, 1389 nucleotides long. The record is from the annotation of a GenBank genome assembly. Lineage: Eukaryota; Metazoa; Cnidaria; Anthozoa; Malacalcyonacea; Plexauridae.